UUGAUAUGUCAUUUUCGAAUUGAAUUGUCUAACGGCUAUCUUUUUGUGUCUUGUGGUUUUUCAAAAAACGUGAAAAUGUCAGAGGCCAAUUUGUUAGAGAAAUAUAAACAAUUACAAGUGGAGCUUGAAUCGGCCAAUCAAGCUUUAUACGACUGCCGACGACAAGCGAAAACAACGCAAAGUCUGGAAGUUGAGUACCAGGAAGAAAUUAAAUUAGUACAAAGUCAAGCAGUCGAACAGGAGCAGAUUUUGAAAGCCAGAAUUCAACAACUGGAAGACGAGAAUCAAAAUACACGGACCAUCAACAAUGAACGUGUAAGCGACCUGGAGAAAGAGUUGUUGGAUAAAGAGCAGGAAAUAGCCGAUUUGAAAAAAAAUCUUGAAGAUUUUGUAAAAAUAUCACAGGUGCAGACUGUUCAUGAUAAGACACUUGAUGAAAUAACUAAGCUACAUGAUGAGAAUGCUGAGUUUCAAGAGCGACUACUGGAGUUAGAAAAAGUGUUGAAAGAUCGUCAACAACAAAACUUGGUACAAGUGGAAAGGAUAAAGCAACUUGAAGCUGAACUAGCGGAUCAUGCAGAAAUUUUAAAGUGCAAAAGAGACGAGUUAGAAGAAGCUAAAACUCUGAAUCAGAAUCUGAGAGAUGAAUUGACUUGUGCCCAGUCUGAACUAGACUCGGUGAAAAGUUGCCCACUGGAUCAAGGGAGCAAGGGAAACUCAUUGUUUGCUGAAGUUGAUGACAGGCGCGUCCAACUCCAACAAAACAUUAACACCAUGAAAUCCAAAUACAUCGACAUGAAACGCGACCGUGCCAGUCUUCUAAAACAAAUCUCGUCUUUACGCCACGAAAAUUCCACGUUGAUUGCGCAGCUGAAUGGUGAACUGAAUGACCGUAAAUAUGAUGAAGAGAGAAUAGUUGACAGCUACAAAUUCCAAAUAGAAACAUUGAACGAAUUAAUUGAUAGCUACAAAAAAGAAUUAAGUGGUCAACCAAACUCUGACGAAAUUAGUGCGCAGGGAUUAAAAUUUUUUGAAAAUAUGUUGGCAACGAAAAAUGCAGAGAUUGAGACCUGGAGACAAAAAUUUUCAGCAAGGUCUAUAAAUUACACCUCCCUGUCGUACGAACUGGCGGAGGCAAAUCGGAAAAUUAGGCAACUAACUUUGGAAAAUUUGCACGUGAAACAUGAAGUAGAAGAGCUGAAAUUGAAAAUCAAAGAAAUAGAAGUAUCGAGUCCAGUUGAACAGGCGCCUCCAGAACACACAGUUUGUGAAAAGUGCAGCAAACCCACAAUCAAGUCUAUAGUGAAGAACACAGAACAGAGUAAUAUUGAAGAAAACAAAGAAAAUGAUGGCACAAAGAGAGUGCAGUUUUCUGAAAACACAAUAGACUCCCACGUAACUGAUCGCAAUAAAUUUAGAAGGGGAAAACCGACGAUUUCGAAAUCUGUCGUAUUUCCUUAAGUUUAUUUAUAUGUACACUCGAGAUAUUUUAUGUUUAACACACGUUUUAUUCGUC
This is a messenger RNA of Zophobas morio, 1516 nucleotides long. RefSeq names its product protein Spindly (gene Spindly). Lineage: Eukaryota; Metazoa; Arthropoda; Insecta; Coleoptera; Tenebrionidae. The coding region runs from base 76 to 1461 and encodes 461 amino acids. The transcript is spliced from 4 exons. The record is from RefSeq and is a predicted model, not a curated record.